Molecule: messenger RNA, 2094 nt
Organism: Penicillium pulvis
Lineage: Eukaryota; Fungi; Ascomycota; Eurotiomycetes; Eurotiales; Aspergillaceae
Exons: 3
Coding region: 1-2094 (697 amino acids)
Biological process (GO): regulation of DNA-templated transcription
Molecular function (GO): zinc ion binding; DNA-binding transcription factor activity, RNA polymerase II-specific
Source: RefSeq, a predicted model, not a curated record
AUGCUUGCCAAUACGCAUUCACCACCGCCCCCACCCGAGGACCAACAGCCGCCUCGCAAGAGAAUCCGAAAGGGGACCCGCAGCUGUUGGGAAUGUAAACAUCGUAAGGUUCGCUGCCACUAUGUCUCAAAUGGCGAUUCCAGCUGUCGCGAAUGUCUGGCCAGGGGAACGGUUUGUCGCAGCCAAGAUUUACCAGAACCUGAGAAUCUACGCGAAUCAGACCGCGCAUCACUCAAUGAUCGGCUAGGUCGCGUAGAAUCCCUCCUAGAGAGAGUCUUGCAGCAAUUAGACACUCUUGGUGAUAAACGAGAGCCGCCAGUGUCACCACCAACAGGGACCGUUGAUAGCAGCAAUCCAAGCUCCAGCACAGCUAUUACACCUGCCAAUGAAAAUGCCCCUGUUUUAUCGCUUUUCGACAAUGGGGUGUUAGGUUUCAAACGAUCAGACGCCUCUCCGCCGAGUAUCACGCUUUAUGACACAAUGAAUCGCGAGUGGGAGAAACUCCGUCACGAGCUCUUAGCCCUUCUACCGCCAUAUAGUACUUUGAAAAGACUAGCGGCCAAUAGCUGCUGGUGGCUGGUUCGAGCCCAGUGCUUUCAAGACUAUGAAGAAUCACUUCUUCCAUGUUCACUGGCUUCUUUCUCAAACCACCACCCUGUUGUCAUCGCCAAGGCUCUAUUGUGGGUGGUUAUCUGUCUACAGCAACUCCCGCGGGGGUUCGCCGUUGAUUCAUUAGAACUUCCCUGCCCUCCAGCAGAACUCAUCGCAAAAUGCGUCAACAUUGUCGCACAUUCGAUUAGUCCUGAUGAGACGUUGGUAAGUUGUAUUGACGGACUAGAAUGCUUAGUCCUCCAAGGGAUAUUCUACAACAACGAUGGGAAACUACGAAGUGCCUGGCUAUCUUAUCGACGUGCUCUAAACGUGGGUCAAAUCAUCGGACUUCAUCGUCUUGCCUUAAAGGGGGAGCAUGAUUCUGAAUCUAUAUCGCGGGCAAGGCAUAUAUGGAAUCACAUAAUAUAUGCAGAUCGAUAUCUUUCCUUGAUGCUAGGAAUGUAUCAUGGCAUUACCGAUGUGGCGUUAGAUUCGCAGCGCGUGCCUAGCGAGACACCUUCUUACUCUAUGGAUCUCCUUUGUCGCAUUGCUGGAUCGAUUAUCGAACGAAAUCAAAAAUUUACCACAGUCACUCCCUUAAUGGCGAGAAUGACACAGACCAUCGAUUCAGAGCUUAUGUCGGUCGAUCCUCCAGAAGUAGCCGAAGAAACCAGUAUUCCUACCACAGGAAAGUCUAUACAACGAGCUUGGGCAUAUAAUAAACUCAUGGCGAGGCUAUGGUAUUAUCAACUUCAGGCAUGGCUACAUCUGCCACUUCUUCUCGAGUCUGGAACCCAUAGACGGUACGACUACAGCAGGCAAAGUUGCCUCGAGGCAUCCCGGCACAUGAUUACAUGUUAUAUUUCCAUGCGCCAGCUGACUGCCGAAAGUUUCUGCUGCAAAUCGCUUGAUUUUCAGGCUUUUACUGCCGCUGUCACUCUUAUGAUCAAUAUAAUAGGACCAGGUGGUCGGCCCCAGUCCAGUCCGAAUGAUUGGCGCGCUGUUGAAAGUGUCAUGGAAACUCUGGAGAAAUUGGCAGAGGGACAACCACCUGACAAGGUGGCAACUCGAGGACUCAGUGUGCUACGCACACUGAAGAAUGUUGCUAAUGGCGAGAGACCAUCACAAUCUGCCAACUCCGCAGGGCUCUCGACUGAGGAUGACCAGGCCAACCGCAUCAAAGUCGACAUUCCGUAUUUCGGUACUAUUUUCCUCGAUUGUGGUAUUCACGGUGAUUCCUCAGACAAGCAAUGUCCUGAUUUCGUUCCAGCACAACCGCCUCGGCCAACAUUUCAUAUGGCCCUGGGCGAAAACUCCCUGCAGGCAGGGAUCCUUCCUGAUUCAAACACUACACAGGAUCCACUCGCGGAUGGAGCGCCUUGGCCUUGGCCAGGGAUUCGCGUGGAAAUGGAAACCGCUGAUAUUGGGACAUUUGACCCGGAAUUGACGACGCUGCCUCCGUUCCUAUCGGAUUUUGGAGACAACUGGGACCUAGGUCUGUAA